GUAAUUGACAAACGAUUUUCAUUGGCUGAGUAUAGUAUUAACUCCUUGCGGUUUACGUAAACGUGUCUGAAUGACAUAAUCGAUCUCUCCCUUUCUCAAACUCCAACUCACCUGGCAGAAAUACGAAAUGGGAUUCAUGCUGCCAUUACCAACCGACCAAAGAGAGCACGCUCGUGCUCUCAUGUCUCAAAAAGAGAACAUCGAGGCCGAACUGGACGCUCAGUUUUCUAUCCUCAAAGCCAAUAACAUUGAUAUGACCUCAUCCCUGGUAGAUCGGGAAGGUUUUCCUCGGGCAGACAUCGAUUUAUACGUCAUACGGCAUGCUCGCAGACGCAUAAACGAGCUGCGAAACGACUACAAAACUGUCAUGAAUGAGAUUGAGACAGCUCUUCAGGCGGUAUACGAUCCAUCGACAGUCGGAUCAUCACCUGCCGCAUCUGAGGAGGUCGCGCAGCACACGGGUUCAAUGGAUAGUGCGGAAUCGUUGCUUUCUUUUGCAAGAGUGGACGGUGUGGCUCCAGGUAGUCCCGCAGCAGAAGCGGGACUUCGACGGGAAGAUGUGGUAUUGAAGUUUGGAUCUCUCGCACGAUCAUCAUUUACAGCAAAUUCUUUGCAACCUUUGGCUGAUUUAGUAUCUGUUAAUGAAAAUCGCGAGAUUCAGGUCAUCAUAUCAAGGUCUGAGGAAACUAUGUCGUUGAAACUCAUCCCACGUAAGGGCUGGGGUGGGCGUGGCAUGCUAGGGUGCCAUAUUGUCCCUCACCAAUCCUAGUCAUUAUCGACACCCUUUUGAGACCGCACAGAUUUUCUCCAUCCAUUACAGCUUUGUAUAUAUAAUCAUACGCACACUGUCAAAGAUCAUUCGCUCAUCGCUGGAGCCCUUGGAAAUGCAGACGAUACACGUUGCAGACUGCGUUCCGGGAUCGACAGCUCGGUGCGAGUUUCCGAACAUCCCGGGUCCAUAUGGCGUGUUCGAGCAAUUUACAAAAUGUUCCUUUCAUAUUGGAGCAUUUGUUGUCAAUCUCAAGCCU
Molecule: messenger RNA, 1028 nt
Organism: Suillus bovinus
Lineage: Eukaryota; Fungi; Basidiomycota; Agaricomycetes; Boletales; Suillaceae
Exons: 4
Coding region: 128-769 (213 amino acids)
Biological process (GO): proteasome regulatory particle assembly
Cellular component (GO): nucleus; cytoplasm
Molecular function (GO): protein binding
Source: RefSeq, a predicted model, not a curated record